Babesia bigemina is the source of this 1569-nucleotide messenger RNA. RefSeq names its product -Spindle pole body component 110. Lineage: Eukaryota; Apicomplexa; Aconoidasida; Piroplasmida; Babesiidae. The record is from RefSeq and is a predicted model, not a curated record. The coding region runs from base 1 to 1569 and encodes 522 amino acids. The transcript is spliced from 3 exons.
AUGGAGACCAGGCUGCAGCGUAAAUUGCGCGAAAUAAUUGCCGAGAUCACCGGCAACCGACCGUCGGACUAUGCCAGAUCUCUGCGGGAGGAGCACCGUGAUGGUAUGCUCCAGGGUAAUAAGGCGUACGCGAUAGACAAUGGAGGCCGUAACAUAACGCUAUUUAUUCCAUGGCGCUUGCACGGGCCCCUAGAGUCCUCGUUCCGCUCAAUGGCAGGCGGCCCUCACCUCCUGGCGUCUUCGUUUAGACAGAUGGUGGACGACGCUGCGCUCUUUCCCGGGUCACAGAACGCACGGAAGAAGGAAGACAUCAUUAAUUACAUUCUCGAGAGGGUCAUCGGCAACUUGGGCGCGAUGGAUUUCGAGCAAUUUUUGCAUGCGUUAUUCCUGCUCUCGAAGUACCGAGCGUCCGUGCUUCGUGUAACUGAACAGUGUGCAUUCAACCAUGUGAUCGCACUGUUGAUGAGGACGGGCGACAAUGUACCGCCGGAGGGCCACUACGUCCGUGUGGAUUACGGCCAACAACCGGAGGUUGAGGGGACAAACCGUGCGCCCAUUAGCCAGGAAUCAACCGAAAGUAUUGAUCCCCUAGUAGAGGCCAUGAGCAACGUCUCUCUGGAGCGACAACUGAGCAUCGCCCCGUCACUGGUGUCUAAUGAGCAGGAUGUCGCCAUCGGCCAUGAGGCAAGCCUCGCCAUUUCCGAAGACCAACAGUCAGACAACACCAUAUGCACUGAUAAUACGGUCCCGGAGGAGCCGGCGCCGGUACCGGUCCCAGUACCGACAUCUGUACCGGAACCGGUUAGCAGGGCCGAGAAGCCGGUAGCUGAGGAGAGCUCCGUCUGCCAGCCGUCGCAAAACGACCAUUUAAUCAAAAUAACGGAAGACAAAAUGAAUGAGACGUGCGAGAUUAUGAAGACAGAGAUUAUGAGUCUGCGCAACCGUAUGGACGAGUACAAAUUUCAGGAAACGCAGAAGCAGGAGCUGCUCCGCACCAUAUCGGCGCUGAAAGAUAACAACUCGCAACUGCAGGCACGCAUGGAAGAAAAUCGCGCCACGGCGGAGGAAACGAGGGUCGGACUGGAAGCUAAAGUUAACGAGCUCCAAAAUCAGCUGCCGGAGCUGCAGAGCCGUGCAGAAGAUCUGGAGAAACAACUGGAGGAGUCGAAGGCCGCACUUGACGAGGCCAACCAGAAGAUUGAUCAAGCCAAGUUCCAGCACGAACAGCACCACAGCAUACAGACCAUGCUCGCGCUUCAAGACGACUACGAGAGCAUGCUUUUCUCGGCGUUUGUGUCCUAUCGUGACGACGAGCUGUGCAACGGCGAGUUCGUCAUGUCGGAGAAUAGCUGCAUCAACUUUUGCUUGGACUUCGGGCUGGGCGACGCCCAACUGACGACCGCUGCGUCCGAGGAACCGGUGGCUAAGAUGGCGUACCGCGAGGUGUGCAAGCGAGCUCCGGACGGGAAGCUGACCUACGCGCUCUUCAAGGAGUUCCUGUUGCGCCUCGCAGAAAUCAUCGACCCCCAAUCCACGCAGAAGCGUGCCUUCCAGCUGCUUUUACUGUAA